Molecule: messenger RNA, 4436 nt
Organism: Styela clava
Lineage: Eukaryota; Metazoa; Chordata; Ascidiacea; Stolidobranchia; Styelidae
Molecular function (GO): actin binding
Source: RefSeq, a predicted model, not a curated record
ACAUAUAUAUAUAAACAUGAAGGGUGUAAAAUAAAACAUCAUCAUUAAAAUCUUCACUCCAAAAUUGAAAUCAAAUCAGCAAGAUGCCGCCACCACCCCCUCCCCCACCGCCGCCCCCCACAUUGGCGGUGGCGAACACAGAUAAACCAAAGUUGUCAAGAUCAGAAGCCGGAGGUAGAAGUGCUAUGCUCAAUGAUAUUGCUAAUUUUAAAGGAAAGAAACUGAAGAAAGCAGUAACAAAUGAUAGAAGUGCACCUGUUGUUGCAAAAACAUCAGGUGGAGGAGGAGGAGGAGGCGGCGGUGGUGGAGGAGGAGGAGGAGGCCUCGGUGGAUUAUUUGCCGGUGGAAUGCCGGCUUUGAAACCGGCAGGUGGGUCCAGGCCGUCAGGAGGAAAUCGUGGAAAUGCUAUGAAACCCCCUGGAAUGGCAUCAAGAAACGGACCUUCUUUUAAUCAAAGAAAUAAUGACCCUCCACCCCCACCAAGUGAUAGAAAGCCGAGCAUUGGGACAGGACCUAAGCCAUUCAACUCGAGUCCGACUCCAUCAUGGAAAUCACCAAGCAGUAAUACUUCACGUCCUACGUCUGGUGGAGCACCAAGAUGGAAACCCCCCGGCCAAACUAAUCCUCCUCGUGGGCCUCCCCCACCCCCCGCAAGCAAUUUGAAAAACAAUUUUUCACCUCCUAUUAAUAAUCGUGGACCUCCACCAAGGGCUGGAGUUCCACCAAGGGGGCCACCUCCAAGCCCUGGAAUGGGGGGUAGAUCUGGCCCCCCACCUCCCCCUCCUUCUAGGGACUCAGUAAGACGGACUUCUGCUUUGCAUCAAAGUAGCGGAGGGGAUCUCCCACCCCCACCCCCUAUUUCAGCAAUGCCUUCAAGGGGAAAUGGCCGCGGGGCACCUCCCCCUCCUCCUUCCAGAGGACCGCCGCCGAUGUUGAAUCACAAUUCACAACCUCCCGGAAGGGGUUCUUAUAAAGCAAGUAAUGGUCCGCCGCCACCACCUCCCCCUCAUGGUGGUCGAUCGUCAAUGAUAGAACGUUCUUUACCACCUCCUCCAAAAACUAACGGAUUUCAACCACCUCCCCCAUCGAGAAAUGAUUUUCCACCACCUCCGCAGAGAAAUGAUGCACCUUCGUUACCAUCACGAAACGAUUCCUCUGUCAGAGGUCGAGCCCCACCGCCUCCCCCAUCAAGGAAUGGACCCAGAGGGGGCCCUCCUCCACCCCCGAGUAUGUCACGUCCAGCACCGCCUUCAAUGGGAAGUAAAGCCCCGCCUCCCCCACCCCCUUCCAGAGGUCCCCCACCUUCGGCCAGUAGGAAUUCUGGAUAUAAUUCAUAUCCACCACCAGAUGACUUCGAAAACAGGUUCAAAUUUCGAGCAGAGCUUCCACCUCCAGAGCCUUUUCAACCGUCUCCUAAAACUUAUCCCAGUCAGGCACCAAGAAAAAGCAACCAGAGACGAGUACCAUCGAAUGCCCCGCCUCCGCCUCCACCCAUACCUAGCUAUGGAUACUAAACUGUUUGGAGGAAAAACAAGAGCUCAGAAUGCUAACAUAAUAAUGUAGCAUAUUGGGGUCAGUUAUAAUGUAAUUGGCCCCAAUUAGAAGCGUGACGCAGGCCGAUAACAAAAGCCAGCAUCACUCAAAAACUUGAUCUUAGAUAUCUUUUCAAAUAUGGGAUUAGGAAUCUUACAGAGAUUAUGUUUCGACGCUUAUCUAUCAAAAAAAUAUGUUGAUUUUAGUUUAGUAUAAUAAAUUGGUCAGCCUUUGAAUCACGCAUCUCAAAUCAAAUUUUUGUUACGCUACAUUACAGUUACUCGCAACUUCAUUGUUACUUAUCUUAUGUUCGCAACGUUUUGCUGACCUUUCUUUAUUACAUCAUAAUCAUAAUGCAGUGUCCAAUGAAUUACUUCCUGUCACAUGAUCCUAUGGAAUUGGUGCAUUUUAAAUUUAAAAUUGCUGACCUACGGUAAUAGGACAGGUAACAGAAUUAGUAAAUUUGAUGAACAACAGAUUCAUAUCAGAUAUCAAAUAGAUAAUUUGUUCUGAAAAAGAUCAUUGUAUACUGUUUAAUUAAUUGUGCCAAAGAUAAUAUCAUGAGUUUUUUGGAUUUUUCCAGUAAUAAUCCAUUUUCACGACCUGAUAUUUUGGAGUUUAAUGGUUUUAGUGCAGUGGUUCUCAAACUAUGAUGAUCCCCCCUUUCAAAGACACUCAACACAACAUAGGCCCCCUGCUUUUCAAUACAAAAAAAUCCUAGUUUUAUUCUAAAUGGGUCUCCAUCAGUUAUUUCCUUCUCUACAUUCUAUAACAAAGCCAACACACGAAAGUAAAAGAAUAAAUGUGUAACAGUCAAAAAAUCAGUCGAUUUACUUCUGAAUGUUGUAGUCAUCGUGAUUUGUACCGAGUGAUGAUCUUUGCCUGUGCCGAGAGCCCAGUUUAAAAAGGCCUGACCUAGUGCAUCUAUCAUUAAAUAGGAUUCAUUCAUAUAACUUGUCUCAAACCAUUAAUUUAUUUUUGCUUUUGAAACCCGUACCUUGCGACUCCAGUUUCUAAAAUGUUAUUUUCAAAUUUGUUUAUCUCAUCUAAGACUAUGAUCACUGACUAGCUCAUUUAUACAUAUUAUAGGUUUUGAUCUUUAAUACAUUCUGAAAAAAACAUCAAAAACACAUCAUGGUUAUAUAUUAUGGUUUAAUAAUGGCGAACCCGUGAGUUUUUUUUUUCCAUCAAAUUCACAAUACCAACUCCAGGCUUAGUCUUGCAGGAAAAAUGCUAUCUCUAGUUCUUUAUUACUGUAGAUAUUGAUCAAAUCUAUGAGGCACCUUCAUCUUGUUUCAUGGUAAAAUUAUGACGUUUUCCACCCAUUCAGUAGAAAAGGUUGAAUAUAAACUGUUUUAAUUAUUAUUUCUGCAUUUGCCUGAUAUAUUAUUGUCCCUUUGAUUUGGGAAAUUUACUUUUAUGACAAUCACAUGUGCCUACUUUAUUCUGUUGGAGCUCGGUGUUUUUUUUGUUUUGUAAUAUUACUUUCUCAAGUUUCGAGUUUUUAGAGAAUAUUUUCUUUAUUAUUGUUAUUGUUUUUUAUUCAUCUUUGUGCAAAUGGUAAUAUCAUAUGCUGAAAAGCAUUUAGAUCCCUAUCUUCCAAAAACUAAAUGAAGUAAAAAUACUUGAACAAUUGCUGAAAAAAAAAAGCCUGGUUUAGAUAUAUUGAGAACUGACAUCAUAACAAAAUUGAAAUGGUUAAGGACUUUAAGAGACACCCUGUAUAUUCGUUACUUCAUAUUCACAACAUUUAUGAUUAGUAAACUUAUUGGUUUUGGACAAUUGGGACAUCUUUUCUGGUAUACCUGAUGGUAUUGAUAUACUGAUAAUAUCACAGGCAACUUUUUUAAUUCUGACUAUAUAUUUACUCAUCUCUGAUUGGUGAAUUAUUACAUGCAAAUCACAAUAUGUCACAUUCCAUGAGUCAUUAUUCUGAUUCACUUAGUAUGGCGGAUGUCAGUUCAAACUGUGCUAAUGGGCAUGUAUGAGUUUAUUCUGUUCAUAUAAUUAAGUCUUGAAAUAUUGUAAAAAGAAUCUAGAAACAGGGAUGGACGAAACCAAACAUUUAGUAUUCUGAAAUCUGAAUACAUUUUAAAGUGAUCUUUUCGAAUAUGAAAACCGUAUAUUUUAAAAUGAGUUUAUCGAUAGAAAAAGAAAGUUCUUCAAAUUCGUAAUUAAAUUUGGUUAUGCAGAAUAAUUGAGAUAUACAUUGUUUCAAUUAAUAAUCUCUGUUUUAUUCUGUCAGAAGUUAACUUAUUUUUCUCUAUCAUGGAAAUAAUAAAUUCUUGAAAAUCCUUGAAAAAUUAAGAAAUAACUGAAUCAAAUAUUUCGAAUGUAUUCAAAUAUUCGAUACGAUUUGGGCAUAUCUAUCCAGCACGCUGAUCUAAGUCUCUUAUCUGGAUAAAAUUAUUCCGGUUGAAUUUUCAUGGGUUCAAUUUUAUUUGAAUAGACUUUGUGAUUGUUCAUCCACUUGUGGAGCUGAAUCAUGAUUUCCCAAAAGCGGGCCACAAUGCUAGGCACAGAACUGAUUUCACAUUUCUCUUUCCAAAAAAACUCCCCAUUCCUCCUAGUUUUAUUGUGUGAUAAGGUUAUUUCACAGGGUGUUUCCACUUUGCUAAGCAUGAAUUGUUUAAACAUGAUGGGAUUUUGAAUAAUGGAAUUACUAAUCACAAUAACACUAUAAAUGAUAAGAAUGGAAUGAUAAGAAGGUAUAUCAUGCACAAUGGGUUUUUAUAGUUGUACUUGACUUUGUUGGAAACGCAGUUUACACAUCCUGGGUUGCCAAUCCCUCACCUUGAGUGUAAUAAAUUUGAUAGGCAAUGCUGAACCGGUAAGGUUCAGGUCCUUCCGAAAAUAAAAGGUUUAUAUAUGUUAAUGGCUGCUUCAGAGCAUAAGGCAUGAUG